Effrenium voratum is the source of this 1818-nucleotide messenger RNA. The record is from the annotation of a GenBank genome assembly. Lineage: Eukaryota; Dinophyceae; Suessiales; Symbiodiniaceae.
CCAGUUUUUCUUUCUCAAAGUGGAGCCGGAGCUUUUCUCUUUUGAGCCAUGGCGCUGGAGCUUGUGAAGGAGGCACGGCCUGUCCAAUUGCCGCCCAGCAGCCUCUCUUCGCCGGAGUGGUGCGAAAGUAUUCGAGAGCUGCUGCAGAAUGACCAGGCCCCAAGGGCGCUGAAGGCGGCGGACCGCGCCCUGCGGGACUCCGUGAAGCGCAAGGACAAGGCCGGCGAGGCCCGCGCGCGGCAGAUGCAGGUACGUGUCCUCUUCGACCUGCCCGGCGAGGAUCCCGACGACAUCGCAGAGGUGGCCAAAGUUGCGGCGAAGUCUCUCAAGGGCGUGGAGGACAUCAAGGGCGAGCUUUGGACGCUGCGGGUCUUGGCGCUCCUCGACGCGGAGGCCUUGCGGGUGGACGACGCGAUCGAUGUGGGCAACAGGAUGCUCGCCAAGUCGCGGGAGGCGGACGACGUGGGCUUGGAGGGCCUGGCAGAGCUGACGCUAGCAGAGGUGACGUUGGCCGGACUCCGCGUGGAAAAGAGCAAAGACCACGCAGAGAUGGCUCUGCAGCUGUUCCUCCGAGCGGGGGACCGGUGUGGCCAGGGCGCAUGCCAUCAGGUGCUGUCGGACCUGGCACGCCAGGACAGUGACGCGGACAAAGCCCUGGAGGCGGCCUGUAAGGCCCAGAAGUACUUCGUCUCUGGGGACUUGCACGUGUCCCGUGAGAUCAGCGGGGUGGCAGGGGCGCUCUACAGACAGGCCCUGGCGCAACUGGAUCUGGCGGAGGAGAUUGAGGCCCUGCGCACCGCUGAGAAGGCGGUGGAUGCGUGCUUCCAGAUGUCGGCGAGGGACUGGGAGGCGCAGGGCCUGGUGCUGGUGGCCCAAGCGAAGCUGGCGGUGUUCGACGCGAAAGGGGAGGAAGGCAACAUCAACCACAGCAUCCUCAAGGUGGCACAGAUUGGUGCGGAUCGAGUUGCUCGCCACCGCCCCAAGCACCGGACCCUCAUGGCGCAGGCUUUGGUCACCUUGAGCGACGCCCUGAUCCGCACUGGGGGCCUUCACAGCGCAAUGUCUGCGGCCAAGGACGCUAAGCUGUUCUACCAAAAGGCGGGUCUUGAGCUGCUGGCGGCCAAGGCCCAGCUGAAACUCGCAGAGGCGGAGGUGGGUCUUGGCCGAGGUGAGCAGGCGAAGGAAGACUUGACGGAGGUCUUCAAGGUCUUCGAAGCCCACAAGUACUUUGACGGCCAAGAUCGCGCCUUGGAUCUCCUGGAUGGCGCCCACAAGCAACUGGGCCUGCCCACCCGCGCGGAGCUCGCGAAGGAGGAGCAGAAGAAGCGCCAGGAAGAGCUGCAGCGACAGCAACAGCUUUGGGCGCAGCAGUAUUACAGCCAGCAGCAGCAGCAAGGCCUGCCAGCGCCGACCCCACAAUGGAUGCUGCCGCAGGGCGAAGGUGACUCGGAGAUCGCCAAGCCCAAGGUCACCAAGGAGAUCACGCGUGAGAGCAGUCCAUUGGACCUGAAAGCCGGCAUGGACGUGGCGGUGCUGAAGACCAAGGUGAGCCAGAUUGCCGCGGUCAUCAUUGGCGAUGAUGAAUUUGAGGCCGACACGCCUUUGAUGGAGGCCGGGCUGACCAGCAACGCGGCUGUGGCCUUGAGGGAUGAGCUCUCGAAGGAUUUGCCAGGCAUCAAGCUCCCGCACACCUUGAUUUUCGACUACCCUUCCGUGGCGGGCAUUGCCGACUUCGUCGUGGACCAGAGCCACAUGAUCGCUGGGUGAUGCGCGCUGAAAGGUGCAGAGACGUGAAGUCGCUCGAGCCCAGUCGGAAAA